Eutrema salsugineum is the source of this 1163-nucleotide messenger RNA. Its product is annotated as non-functional NADPH-dependent codeinone reductase 2. Gene Ontology annotation, molecular function: aldose reductase (NADPH) activity. The record is from RefSeq and is a predicted model, not a curated record. Gene Ontology annotation, cellular component: cytosol. NCBI's taxonomy places the organism in Eukaryota, Viridiplantae, Streptophyta, Magnoliopsida, Brassicales, Brassicaceae.
UGAUAAACGAUUUGCACGAAGCAAACUUUCUUUGACUUUUGUUUUGGCUUUUGACAAUGUCUUUGAAUUUGAUUACACUCCCCACGCUCGGAAUAGGAUCCGGCAAUCACUUGAUGCCGGUUCUAGGACUCGGAACAGCCGCGUCUCCGCCGCCGAAACCGUUGGUGCUGAAAGAGACUGUGCUUGAGGCUAUCAAGCUCGGCUAUCGUCACUUUGACACGUCUCCGAGGUACCAGACGGAGGAGCCUCUCGGCGAAGCUCUAGCGGAGGCGUUUUCUCUCGGCUUAGUCCAAUCUCGAUCUGAGCUCUUUGUCACUUCCAAGCUUUGGUGCGCCGAUGCUCAUCGCGGCCUCGUCGUACCGGCGAUGCAACGGAGUUUGAAAAACCUUAAGCUUGAUUAUCUUGAUCUCUACUUGAUUCAUUGGCCAGUGAGCUCAAAACCUGGUAAAUUUAAGUUUCCAAUCGAAAAAGAUGAUUUUCUUCCGAUGGAUUACGAAACAGUUUGGUCAGAGAUGGAGGAGUGCCAGAGACUCGGGCUUGCAAAAUGUAUCGGAGUGAGCAAUUUCUCAUGCAAGAAGCUUCAACACAUCCUCUCUAACGCCAAAAUCCCGCCUAGCGUCAAUCAAAUGGAGAUGAGUCCAGUAUGGCAACAGAGGAAGCUAAGGGAGUUUUGUAAGUCGAAGGGCAUUGUUGUGACAGCUUAUUCGGUAUUGGGAUCGAGAGGAGCAUUUUGGGGAACUCACAAAAUCAUGGAGUCUGAUGUUCACAAAGAAAUAGCUGAGGCCAGAGGAAAAACAGUGGCACAGGUGAGUAUGAGAUGGGCCUAUGAGGAAGGAGUGAGCAUGGUGGUGAAGAGUUUUAAGAAAGAGAGAUUAGAGGAAAAUCUGAAGAUAUUUGAUUGGUCUUUGACAGAGGAAGAGAAACAUAGAAUCUCCACAGAGAUUCCUCAGUCAAGAAUCGUUGGCGGUGAGGUUUAUAUCUCUGAGAAAGGCCCCAUCAAAUCUGUAGCCGAAAUGUGGGAUGGGGAGAUAUGAUGAUGAUCACUUCGUAUGAAAGUGGUCCAAUGGAAAGGAUGUACUUACUAGUCUUUCUCUUGUUAUUAAAUAAUGGAAAGGGUAUCAAAACUUUCAUUAAAAAAAAAGACCAAAAGAGCCACAAAAUCU